UUUAAAAUAAUAUUUGACUUGCUUGUAAUAAAUUCUUGUAAAUAAUUUCCGAGACGAAAAAUAUAAAAUUUCUAGUAUAAUUUAAUAGCGUUUCAAGCAUGCAUCCAAAAAUCACCACCAUUCAGCAAAUCAUCACCUACAAAGAUAAGAAGAAAAAGAUGUACAACACCUCGCCUCUCACCCAAUAUAACCACUAUAAGCAUCGCUGUCGUAUCAAGAAUGCCAAAAAGUUGAUUGACAAUUCAGCACCGGCGUUACAUUUAACAAACAUAAACAAUGCAAAAAAUAACUAUACGGACUUGGCGUCCCUUUUCCAGGUCAUGCAUUCGAACACUGAAAUGCUGAAAUAUUUCGGGCGCAUGUAUAUGUUGGGACGAAAGAAUUCAUGGAAUGACUCGCAUGAUGCGCAGUGGCGCUAUUCAAGACUCGCUUUCAUGCAGAGGUCAGUGAAAGCCAUUGCCAAAGAAAACAAACACAUUGCACGGCGUGUGUUGAGUGCGCGUAGAGUCGUAAAUACAAAUUUGAAACGAUCAUCGCUGAGUUAUGCGGAUUUUAGGGCGCCAAGAGAGAUUUUAUCAAAGUACAGUACCAAAUUAAUAUUACCGCCCAGAUGCUGGGAGCAACGUUUACUUUUACGACCAAUAGUAUACUUUGAGUUGGAAGUUCCGGGUCUAUAUUAUAUUGGUCGCUUCACCGUUCAACUCUACACGGAAGCAUUUCCCCAGGCAGUAUUGGCAUUUGUGCGUAUUUGCAAGUAUCAGAAGUUGAACAAACUUAAGCUCAUACGCACCUUUCCCAAGCUGUGGUCGGAAUUUGAACUGAGUAUGGAUCAGGCGGACGCCGCCUUUGCUAAAUCGUCACCAAUCGAAUAUGAUAGGCGUGCGCUUGGUCAAAACUUCAAACCGGGUAUACUGUCGUUCUCUUUGAAACAUAUCGAAACACUUCAAAAGGGUAUCUUAAGUUUUGCGCUGAGUUUUAGGCCAUUAUCGGUAGAGAUGACCAAUCGCGUGGCGUUCGGCGUUUUGAUUGCGGGCAUGCGUGGACUCCAAUUGCUGGAGAAUAAUAGCACUAAGAAUGGCAAACCAAUUAAGGAUGUGAUCACAACAGCGAUGGGUAUAAAAACACCGAUUUAGAAGCAGGUUAUACUUUGCUUGACUACAACCAAGUCCGCACAGGAGAUAAAAUCGUAAUAUUUCUACGAUUAAUAAGCUACGAGAGCGAGGCUGUUAUACCACUCGAAAUAUUUGAUGAAAAACUUGCGAGAAGCUUAACCAAAUACUGUUGCCGUUUAAAAAUCAAAGGCAAAGUGAUUUCUAAUGAGCCGAGGGAAGAACGGGAAGGCUCGUUGUUUAUAAAUUUAUGUGAUAUUAGUUUUUUAGUU
Messenger RNA from Anastrepha obliqua, 1381 nucleotides. RefSeq lists its product as uncharacterized. The record is from RefSeq and is a predicted model, not a curated record. The transcript has a single exon. The coding region runs from base 99 to 1133 and encodes 344 amino acids. NCBI's taxonomy places the organism in Eukaryota, Metazoa, Arthropoda, Insecta, Diptera, Tephritidae. Gene Ontology annotation, molecular function: peptidyl-prolyl cis-trans isomerase activity. Gene Ontology annotation, biological process: protein peptidyl-prolyl isomerization.